This is a messenger RNA of Ictidomys tridecemlineatus (thirteen-lined ground squirrel), 5480 nucleotides long. The record is from RefSeq and is a predicted model, not a curated record. Lineage: Eukaryota; Metazoa; Chordata; Mammalia; Rodentia; Sciuridae.
AUGGCAGGCUCACACCUCUCAGAGAGGCUGUGUAGCUACAGUACCAUCUCUGAUGCGGUGUGGGAGUUGGCAGAGCUGAAUAAGACUCAUGUGUAUGGGCGGUGCAUUGCAUCUAUGACAGUGCCAGUGUACAUUGCGGAGGUCUCGCCACCCAAUCUAAGAGGCCGACUAGUUACUAUUAACACCCUCUUCAUCACAGGAGGACAGUUCUUUGCAAGUGUUGUUGAUGGAGCCUUCAGUUAUCUCCAAAAGGAUGGGUGGAGGUACAUGUUGGGACUUGCAGCAAUUCCAGCAGUUAUACAGUUCUUUGGUUUUCUCUUUUUGCCGGAAAGUCCUCGAUGGCUUAUUCAGAAAGGACAGACUCAGAAGGCUCGUAGAAUUUUAUCUCAGAUGCGUGGUAACCAGACCAUUGAUGAGGAAUAUGAUAGUAUCAGAAACAGCAUUGAAGAAGAGGAAAAGGAGGUUGGUUCAGCCGGACCUGUGAUCUGCAGAAUGCUGAGUUAUCCCCCAACUCGCCGAGCUUUAAUUGUGGGUUGUGGCCUACAAAUGUUCCAACAGCUCUCAGGCAUUAACACCAUCAUGUACUACAGUGCAACCAUUCUACAGAUGUCUGGUGUGGAAGAUGAUAGACUUGCAAUAUGGCUGGCUUCAGUUACAGCUUUCACAAACUUCAUUUUCACACUGGUAGGAGUCUGGCUCGUUGAGAAGGUGGGCCGACGAAAGCUUACCUUUGGUAGUUUAGCAGGUACUACUGUGGCACUCAUUAUUCUUGCUCUCGGAUUUCUGCUCUCAGCCCAGGUUUCUCCCCAUAUCACUUUCAAACCAGUAGCUCCAUCAAGUCAGAAUGCUACUUGUACAAGAUACAGUUACUGUAACGAAUGCAUGUUGGAUCCAGACUGUGGUUUCUGCUACAAGAUGAACAAAUCAGCUGUCAUUGACUCUUCUUGUGUGCCCGUUAAUAAAGCAUCCACAAAUGAGGCAGCCUGGGGCAGGUGUGAAAAUGAAACCAAGUUCAAAACAGAAGAAGUAUUUUGGGCUUACAAUUUCUGCCCUACUCCAUACUCUUGGACUGCACUUCUGGGCCUUAUUUUAUAUCUUGUUUUCUUUGCACCUGGAAUGGGACCAAUGCCUUGGACUGUGAAUUCUGAAAUAUAUCCCCUUUGGGCAAGAAGUACAGGAAAUGCAUGUUCAUCUGGAAUAAACUGGAUUUUCAAUGUUCUGGUUUCACUGACAUUUUUACACACAGCAGAAUAUCUUACAUACUAUGGAGCUUUCUUCCUCUAUGCUGGAUUUGCAGCUGUGGGACUUCUUUUCAUCUAUGGCUGUCUUCCUGAAACCAAAGGGAAAAAACUAGAGGAAAUUGAAUCACUUUUUGACAACAGGCUAUGUACAUGUGGCGCUUCAGAUUCUGAUGAAGGAAGAUAUAUUGAAUACAUUCGAGUAAAGGGAAGUAACUAUCAUCUUUCUGACAAUGAUGCUUCAGAUGUGGAAUAGUUAUCAGUUGCUGAUACCUUUAGUUAUUUAAACAAAUGUUGGGGAGAACAGCAAUUGGUGACCUCACUGCCCUGCUUUUAAUCUGAUUCUUUCCACAGUCUCAUCCUGAAUGACUUCCUAUUCUAGAAUACUUGAUUAGGAGGUAAAUGCAACCCUUAUGACUUUUGUUUAACAAGCAAAAAUUUUAGAAAAAAAUUUACAGAGAUUUUAAUCUAAUAAUUCUUCAGCUUAUAUUAAUUCUUUAAUCUAAUAAUUCCUUCAUGAGAUAGUGUAAAAUAAUAUUGUACCCAGUGACUUCAGUGGCCCCCUUUCCCUUAAGACCACAUAUAAUUAUUAGUGACAAUAGAGUCAAUACUAAUAUAGCCAAAUUACAUAAAUACACUUUUAAAGAAUUCUGUGAAAUGGUCCAAUAGUGUUUUAUGUCAAAACAUAGCCUAUUGACCCUAAAUUUUCUUAAUGAGUAGUGGCUUAUCUGUGAUCUGCUAUUAGAAAGUAAAUUUUUUUUAAAGUUUCAUCAACAGAUUCAAAAGUGUGUGUUAGGAGGGCACAGAUGUCCUUAUCUCUUUUGGAUACCACAUUUUGAUUUUUCUCUCCAGAUAAUGCAAAUUCUUCAGAGACUGAUUCUACACAAGAUCUUUUGAACAUAUCAAAAGCAGGUCUUUUUAGGGGUUAUUUUCAUACUUUUUUUUUUGCUUUAAUGAUAUUUGCACAGAUAAGCUAGCAAGUUUUGAUAAGUAUAUUUUAUUGUCAAAGAAAGAAAGAAAAGAUUUUUAUAGAUCCCUAAUUCAUAAGUCACUUAAGAAUGCAACUAUAAAUGCAAAUAGUGCCAGAUCUUUAACUGUAUUUCAGGGUCAAUUUUUGUUCAUGCCAAACCCACAUCUUCACUCAUUGGUUCUGAAUCCACUCUUUUGUGCCUUCAUUGGUAUUAUAUAAAUAGCUGCUAGCAGACUACUUUUCUCUUUCUUUUAAUCCAGUAACUUCUGAAAUGAGAGGAAGGAAAUCAGUGGCAGAAACAGUCCUGCUGUUAUUGAUGUUUCUUUAAUUAAAAUCAUGGGACUUAUUUUUUUAACUUUUUAUUAACUCUUCCUAAGUUAAUUAUCACAUUUAAUUGUAAUUGUCUUUUUCUUAACUCCAUAAACUAGUUUUUAUUUUGCCAUCUUCUCACAUUUUUUCUGAUAAUUUUCCAAAAAAUACCAAGAUAUAUAGAUUUGGCUCUGUGUGAGUGUAUGUGUGAUCCUGUAUGUGUGUUUGUUAAUGCUUGGUUUGAUUUUCCUUCUUGUCUAAAAAUUGAGAUUUUUUUUUAUUGGAACAAAUUAAUGGUCCUAAUAUAUCACAUGUUGAAAUGUUGACUACUGCAUUUCUAUAAUGUCUUUUCAAAGUGUUCAUUAGUUUCUGUGUUCAUUCAUCACUGAACUCUAAAUUCUUACCCUUCCAUCAAUAAAUAUUUAAUACAUACAAAAUUACUUGCUUACAAAAUCACUUGCUGAUUUCACUAAAAACAUGAAUGAAUCUUCUGUGGCCAGUUAGGAAUGCCAUCAGUUUGAUGCAUUGUAAUAGUACAUUUAAUAAGGUACUAUAUCUUAAGUGAAAAGCUGGCUUUUGAUAAAUUCAGUCUUCAGUUGCCAUGACAAUUGUCAAACUGAGAAUUUAGACAAGGAAGUUCACUCUAAGUCACCAGAAGUACUUAAGCAGUUACUUUGGUGCCCUAAAAAUCCUUCAACAAGAAAAUUUUCUCCAUUUGGUCCUUUCAUAUUAUUAAAAAAAACAUGAUUUUUAGAGAAGAGUGUUUCCUUGAAUUAGGUGCUUUAGCGAUUGAUUUCUAAGGGAAUAUCAAUAUUGAUUUUUCCCCAGAAAAGCAGAUAAUAGGGAAAUGUAUUAUUUUAUUAACAUGGGAUAAUAAGAAAUGUCUUAUCUGUGUAAAAUAUUAUACAGGUAAAGUGAAAAUAAGCUACUAUGUGAUACAAUCAAUAUUAUGGGGAGAAAAACAGUAAAGUUUUCUCUUUAAAAUUUUAUUUUUCAGAUUUGUUCAAUAUUGCCUCAGUUCUUCUCUUAUUGCAUAUAUAGCCUUAAUUAUAAACUUAUACUCAGCUAGGCUGAUGCACAGUAACUUUAUUAAAGAAGCAACUAGACUCUUGCUUUUUCUUACCAUGGCCUGUUCUCCCUGAAAAGAAAAUGAUGUUUUCAACUUUAUAUCCAAAAAUGAAAUAAUACCAGGGAAAAUCAGCCACAGUUCUCCUGUCCAAUUUCCUUCAACUCCUCCUUUAAAGGACUAUUUAUUAUUUAUGUAAUGAUAAUAAUAUUCCAUAUCUUUGAAGACAGAGAGAUAUAGUAUAAGAAUUAUUUAUAACUUUUUAAAAAAAAUAAUAACUCCUUGAAAAGGAAUCUUACACAGUUAGGGUAUUUUAGAUUUGGUGAACAUUUAUAAUACAUUAAAAUUAAAAUAUAUGAAUUUUGCAGGUUUUUUUAAUAUUAUCACCUUUUAAGUUUUCAGUGCCUUUGGCUACCACUAUCAACUUGAAAGCUUCCCAUUUGAAAUAUAAUCAAAUAUAUAUUUUGUAGGACAAUUUACAUAAUGUUAUUUGACCUACCUAUUAAAUCACAGAUUAAGCAUCAUGGUUUCAAUUGAAAUUAUUUAUAGUAAUUUCCUCCUAAUAUGCUGCAAAUUCAACAGAGGUAUGUGAUGGUUUAGGAAAAUAUAAUGAAGAAGGUCAUAAUCACUGAUGAGGCUAGGUAGAGAGCUGUUCUGCAUUAGAAUUUAAAAUAUUUAUUUUGUCCAUAUAUAGGCCUGAAUGUGAUAUCAAAAAAGAUAUUAAUAUCUUUCUUCAAGGUAAACAUACCUAUUAAUUUUGAUUAUUGCACCUAACUUAGUCAAUGAUUUAAAACAUGAUUGUUUUUAAUAUAUAUAUUUAUAGAUGGAAAAAAAAUUUCCAUUUGUGCUUUUGUUCCCAGCCUAAGCAUUAGUAAGUUCCUUAAUAGAAAAUUGUCUGAGAAUACCUCUAAAGUCUUUUCAUAACUUAAUUUUACUACUGAACUAGAUUUUAGUACCUAUCUAAAUAUUACUUUGUACAUUAUUCACACUAAAAUGAGAAAUUAGUUCAAGCAAAGAAUUUAUAAAUUUCUUACUAUAACUUCAGUAUCUGUUAAACAGGGCAAGAUUGAUCAGGAAAAACACAAGUUGGCAACUUUACCCUUUUGGUUUUCAAUAAAAAUUAAAAUGGGGCUGGGGGAGAGAAUGAUAUUUUAGAAAAUACUAUCCAUAUGUAAUCUUAAAAAUCUCACAUCUUAAUUAUACUAAUACAGUUCACUACUACAGUGGGGAGUUUGCAGGAUUGUUGUGAUUUGAUUUUUAUCAGCACAAUAAUUAAGUAUUAUUAUGUUUUGUUAUCAAAUUUUACUAUUUUCAAAGUUAUAGCAAAUUAUAUUAAAUACCUGACUUUUAUUCUGGUGUGGUAAAUUUUCAAUUAUACAUUCAGACCUUUUCACUUAUUAGUAAUAAAAUAAUUAAACAUAACCAGGCUAAGAAAAGAGAAUUUAUAGUGUAUGUUUUAUAGCAAACUAUUAAAUUAUGGGUAAAAUUUACAGCUGACAUAGAUGCUACCUAUAAAAAAGAUUUAUAAUUAUUCUCUGGAUUAAUUUUAAUGUCCUUUAUUCUGUCACUUUCUAUAAAUUUUUUAGCCUCAUGUAUAGUAAUGUUAAGCUAAAUUGAUGAAGUGGUUCAGAUUGUAGCAGUAUAUAAACUGUUGGUACAUUCAUUUCUUCUAGGUGAGCAAUACUGCUGCUAUUGUCUAGAAACAGCAAUCAUUUAAAAAUGCCAAACAGCUAACUGCUAACAACUCUUUCUUGUAUAUCGUCUCUCUUUAGAGAAGGAAAUUUUUGUAUGCCAAGUGUUGAUGUUCGAAAGUACAUGAAAAGGUAUUUUAUCUUCAUAACUUGCUUGUGAGUGUAAAACAGCAUAAUUCCUAUAAAUCUUUUGUGUGUAUAAAAUA